This is a messenger RNA of Lontra canadensis (Northern American river otter), 560 nucleotides long. RefSeq names its product BH3-like motif containing, cell death inducer (gene BLID). Lineage: Eukaryota; Metazoa; Chordata; Mammalia; Carnivora; Mustelidae. The record is from RefSeq and is a predicted model, not a curated record.
AUGGUAGCACUUGCAGGAAGCCAGGAAAGACCUUUCUAUUAGAUCUUGGAAACUGAGAGCAUGCCUUGUACUGCCUGGCUAGGACAAGCUUCUGGAGAUUCCAUUUAUCCAGAGGCAGAAUGGACCCUCUUCCUUGCUGCUGGAAAAGUUGCCAGUUUCAACAAAGAGACUAAACUACCUAAGGAAACAAUGUUUCCUCUUACAAGGUACAAUCUUGGCUCCUCCCGCCAUGGGUUGGUGGGGGGAGGGGCUGUUCUUGGAAAUGUGCUCCAGAGGCUUUCUUAUUUAACCAGGAUACAAACUGCAUUGCUACAUAAUUCCCCCUGCUGAGGCCCUAUGAAAGGAAUGAGUUGGGACAGAUACAGCAAGAUAGUAGGAUAAAUUUCGCCCAUUCUUCUGGCCGUACUACACAGGAGUAAACUUGAUUUCAACAAGAUGACCCAAUUCUUAGCAUGCUUUUCUACCCACUUUGACCCAUAACGCUUCCAAGUCACUGUCUGAUUCACUAUGUGCAGAGAAACAAAAUGGAAAAAAAGACAAACUGGCCAGUAAAAAGUAAG